This is a messenger RNA of Grus americana (Whooping crane), 2862 nucleotides long. RefSeq names its product O-sialoglycoprotein endopeptidase like 1 (gene OSGEPL1). Bases 863 to 2113 code for a protein of 416 amino acids. NCBI's taxonomy places the organism in Eukaryota, Metazoa, Chordata, Aves, Gruiformes, Gruidae. The transcript has 7 exons. Gene Ontology annotation, biological process: tRNA threonylcarbamoyladenosine modification. Gene Ontology annotation, cellular component: mitochondrion. The record is from RefSeq and is a predicted model, not a curated record.
CCUCCGGGCCGUCCUGCCAGCGCUUUACUCGCGGAAUUAAUAUCUCUCGCCUUGGGCCCGCUGCUUUCUUUUCUCGGCCUUCCGGGGUGGCAGGAGCGCAGCCUCUGUUCCGCCGGCCCCGCCCCACGACUGCGCCGGCCCCGGGGAGCCGCGCCCCGUGCCCCGCCGGUGGGCGGGGAGCGCCGCUGCCUGACCCGGCCCGACACGGCUGGGCGCUGGGCCCGGCACGGCGGUAGGAAGGCGCUCCGGGGCAGGCGAGCGGGGUUGUCCGGGCCCUGGCCGGCGGAAACGUGCCGCCGGGAAGAGGGGAGGGCGAGGGGCGUGAGGUGGCGAUAUAUCGCGAUACAAGGGUAUACGAGUGCGCGGUGAGAAGCGUGGCCGCGCCCGGCGGGGCAGCCGAGAAUCGGCCCCGGAGGCACCCUCGGCCUUUGGCCGCUCGCCGGUUCCGUCGGGCUGUUGUGGCUGGAAGCGAGCCUUCGGCGAUGAAGAGCGCGGGGCGUGCUGAGAGCCAACGCUGCUGGCGGCCGGGAAUCGGGCAGCGCACCGGGGCGGCAGCGGGCUCGGCCUCGGCCUGGUUCUGCUGCGGGGUGCGGGUGGUCUUGGUGCUUUGUGGCCCUCCCGCCGUACACUGCAGGUGUAGGGGGAGAACGCUCUUGAAGCAUGACUGAGGUAAAACAAAGACAUUAGCUCCCAACUCUUUAUUUUUUUUUUCAUUAGGGUCUUCAAUGUCAUGUGUGGUCAUUUGUAACUUUAAAAGUAAUACCACCUCUUCAGAAAAUCUAACCACGCACUCAAAAACCCUCCAGUAAUAAUAACCUGUACAGUUCUUCUUUAGACAGAAGUACCAGAUAGACUUUAAACAAUGAACAGCAUUGCCAAAAGCCUUUUGAAAUCAGUUAAACACGGCCGAGCUGCAUGGCUGAGAAGCAGCUCUGCUCACUCCGGAAAACAGCAUCUUCGGAAACUAGUCCUGGGAAUAGAGACAAGCUGCGAUGACACCGGCGCUGCGGUGGUGGAUGAUGCUGGCAAUGUUCUGGGAGAAGCGCUGCACUGUCAGAAGGAAGUCCAUUUACAAGCAGGUGGAAUAAUUCCUGUGGUGGCACAGCAACUUCACAGAGAAAACAUCGAGCAAGUAGUAAAAGAGGCGCUUAGUCUCAGUGGAGUUUCUGUACGUGAACUUUCAGCUAUUGCAACUACAGUAAAACCAGGCCUUGGGCUGAGCCUGGAAGUGGGACUGCAGUACAGCCUGAACCUGGUGGGCAGGUACCAGAAGCCAUUCAUACCCAUUCAUCACAUGGAGGCUCACGCGCUGACCGUCAGACUCACGCAUCAGGUGGAAUUUCCCUUCUUAGUUCUUCUACUCUCUGGAGGCCACUGUAUCUUGGCAGUAGCACAAGGAGUUGCAGAUUUCCUUCUGCUUGGGCAGUCAAUAGACAUAGCACCAGGUGACAUGCUGGAUAAGGUAGCAAGAAGACUGUCUUUAAGAAAGCACCCAGAGUGCCACAGCAUGGCUGGGGGGAAGGCGAUAGAGCACUUGGCUCAAACUGGAAACCGGCAACGGCACACGUUCCGACUUCCCAUGCAACAAUAUCGUAACUGUGAUUUUUCUUUUUCUGGACUUCAGAACCUUGUCAAUAAAGCCAUUAUACAAAAAGAAAAAGAAGAAGGUAUUCAAGAAGGGGAGAUCCUAUCCUGUGUUAAGGAUAUUGCUGCUGCUGUACAGCACGCAGUGGCUGUUCAUAUUAUCCAGCGGACAUAUCGGGCCAUGCUGUUCUGCAUAAAAAAUAGCAUAUUAUCGUCAAAAAAUGCAACUUUGGUUGUAUCGGGAGGAGUUGCAAGUAAUCAGUACAUUCGAAAAGGUCUACAGACUUUGGCAGAUGCAAAUGAUUUUGCUUUUCUGUGUCCUCCUCCGAGACUCUGCACUGAUAAUGGUGUUAUGAUUGCAUGGAAUGGCAUUGAAAGGUUACGUGCAGGACUUGGUGUUUUACAUAGUACUGAUGGCAUCCGCUAUGAACCAAAAGCUCCCCUUGGAAUUGAUAUUUCAAAAAGAGUUGAAGAAGAUUCCAUUAAGGUGCCAAAACUAAAAAAGAAGAUACGAUGGUUGGCAUCUUAAAAAGUAACUUAGUAAAAUAAAUACAACUAUAAAUUUUUCAAUAAAAACUGUUUCAAUGCUGUUACAAAUUACUGACGGUACUUGGUUUACAAGUGUUGAAAAUCACCUGUCAGAGAAAUAAAUGCUGUGUGGUUAUGACUCUAGUUACUGUUCCACAACUGUCUAAGAUGUCUAGGUAUGAAAACAAUUUUAAAAAAUUAAAAGUGCACUUUCUAAUAAACUUGCACAAAUGAAAAUAUCUCAAUUGUUUAUAACUUAUAUAAACCUUAUUACAUGUAUAUACUAUCUUUUAUUUAACAGCAUAAUAUAUAUAAUUCAUGUAAGGUGUAUAAUCUACACGUUAAAAAAAAAUUUCAUACCUUCCAUGAUUGAAAAGUUACAGAAAGUGAAGAUGAGAGAGCACAGAUUUUCAAGAAGAUCUCAGUGUUAACUGUGCCAGUCCAACUGAAUUUCAGCAGUACCUAACUUUCUGCUGCUGGUGUGAGAAGCCUAUUCUUACACAAAAUUAAAAUUUUGGGGUAUAGGGCUAGUGCCUUUUAAUUUUCUCCUUUUUUUUUUUUUUUUUUUACAAACAUCUCAGUAAAGCUAAUCACAGUGUGAGCGAGCUGUUCAAAUGCAAGUUCUAAGUUUUGACGUGAAUAAUGGGUUAUUUGACCUUGCCUUUUGAUAAUCAGUAUAAUACCCAUUUACAUUAUUUUUCAUUGCAAUGGUAUUUACUGGAAUAAAUACUUCAAGUAUUUUGGAUGACU